Molecule: messenger RNA, 1738 nt
Organism: Aricia agestis (brown argus)
Lineage: Eukaryota; Metazoa; Arthropoda; Insecta; Lepidoptera; Lycaenidae
Product: myrosinase 1-like
Exons: 11
Coding region: 87-1691 (534 amino acids)
Biological process (GO): carbohydrate metabolic process
Molecular function (GO): beta-glucosidase activity
Source: RefSeq, a predicted model, not a curated record
AGGAGCGGAAAUGUGCAAGAUUAACAAUAAUAAUUAUCAGUAUCCGAAUUUUGUUUAGUUUGUUUUAGUGUGAUUCAAUCGUAAACAUGAUUUGGUUCAGUGUAGCAGCCCUAUGCAUCGUUUUGCCGCGCAUAGAAGGCAGUCCGGAGUUUCCACCGGAGUUCAAAUUCGGGGCAGCCACUUCGUCCUACCAGAUAGAGGGAGGCUGGGAUGCCGAUGGCAAAGGUCCAAGCAUCUGGGACAAGCUGCUCCACUCCUCGGACAACAUAUACAAGCAGGAGACGGGCGACGUGGCGGCCGACUCCUACCACCAAUGGCGGCAGGACGUCAAGGCCGCUGCUGAGUUGGGGCUGAACUUCUACAGGUUUUCCAUAUCGUGGCCGAGGAUACUGCCGAAUGGAUGGACGGAUGUGAUCAACGAGGCGGGCGUGAAGUACUACAGCGACCUCAUUGACGGUCUCCUGGCUGAGAACAUUGAGCCCGUCGUCACCAUGUACCACUGGGACCUGCCUGUUGCUCUGCAAGACCUGGGUGGCUGGACCAACCCUCUGAUAGUCCACUGGUUUGGGGAGUACGCGAGAGUUUUAUACUCCCUCUACGGUGACAGAGUCAAGAACUGGAUCACCAUCAACGAGCCGACAGUGGUCUGCGACUUCAACUACAACUACGGAACCUUCGCUCCUAAGAUACAGGAGGCGAAGUUCGCUCCGUUCCUCUGCAAUAAAUAUGUGCUACUGGCUCACGCGAAAGCUUAUAGGAUAUUCGACGAAGAAUUCCGGCCUACGAAUGAUGGUACUAUAUCCGUCGCGAACCAUAUAAUGUGGAUUGAACCUGAGACUCCGGAAGAGGAAAAGCUAGCUGAACUUGGCAGACAAUUUAUGAUUGGAAGAUAUGCUCAUCCAAUAUUCUCUAAGGAAGGAGGUUGGCCAGAAACAGUUGAGAAGAAAAUGAAAGAAGUCAGCAUGAAAGAGGGAUAUGAUGAGUCCAGGUUGCCGACUUUUACAAAAGAAGAAAAAGAAUUUAUUAAAGGUACUGCGGAUAUGUUCUCGUUCAACCACUACACGACGUCCAUGAUCCGGUCGGCGCGGGCGGACGAGACGCCCGGCACGUGGUUCAUCGAGGGGUCUAAGGAGCUGAACGCUGUUAUGGUGCCUCCACCCAACGCAACGUAUGGUGCGCUGAAAAUUAUGCCGAUCUACCCCAAAGGCAUCCGUCGCUUGGUGAACUGGCUGAAGGACCAGUACGGGGACAUCGAGAUCUUCAUCACCGAAAACGGUGUCGCCACCGCGGGAUACGACCUUAUGGACCACAUCAGAGUUGACUACAUCAGUCAAUACCUUGACCAGCUUUUACUCGCUAUCAGGGAAGAUGGAGUCCGAAUCACCGGCUACACGGUGUGGUCUCUGAUAGACAAUUUUGAGUGGUUCGAUGGAUACAAGACCAAGUUCGGCCUCUACCAGGUGAACUACGAAGACCCCAACCGAGCCCGCACCCCGCGCCUCUCCGCCCACCACUACGCCUGCAUCAUCAGGCACCGCCGCCUCGACUACCCGCCAUCUUGCCUGGAGCCCCACCACGAGAUGACGAAGAGGAAGAACAAGUCCACCAUCCGACAGAAGAUCGAGGAGACCAAGUCGAAACUGAUGCAUUAUUAUGGAAGACUACGGAACUAUUUUAUGGAUGUCCAGUAAAAGUUUACUGACAUGCUCGUAAACCCCCCCAUUACUAUCCAUCUUAC